GYSUUUGCGACUCAACGAGAAAACUCAACAUGUCUUCCAGAAACCCAAAAGUUUCUGACGGAGAUUGGAUUUGUGCAGAUGAAAGCUGUGGAAAUGUCAACUUUGCGAGACGCACCGUCUGUAACAGAUGCGGAAAGGCAAAAGUUAAAGCAAAAGUUGACACCAUCAAACUUAGUGGUAUGAAGGUUGGAAAGCAAGCUGCAUCAAAGAGUGGUGGCCUGUUCAGUGAAGAAGAUUGGAUUUGCUCACAGUGUGGUAAUGUGAACUGGGCAAGACGUAAUCAUUGUAACCUCUGUAAUAAACAAAAGUUUUCAAAGGUGGAAGCAAGAACAGGUCUUGGUGGUGGUUACAAUGAGCGUGGGAAGGUGGAAUACAAAGACAGGGUGCCUUCUGAUGAUGAAUUUGACGAUUUCGGCCGCAGGAAGAAGAAAAAUAAUGCAUCUAAGAAUGAAGAAAAGAAAGAGGAAAAACCUGUUGUUCAAUAUAAUGAAGAAGAAGAGGAAGAAGAUGAUGAGGAUGGUGAUYUGUCAAAGUAUAAUUUAGAUGAUGAGGAGGAUGAUGAUGAUGAUGAUGUUGAUCUAUCCAAGUAUGCACUUGAUGAGUCAGAUGAAGAAAGCAACACUCCCAAGAAGAAGGGCCGAACUAGGUCCAGGUCAAGUUCCUCAUCAAGGUCACGAUCUAGAUCUCCUAARAGCAAGAAGAGGAGAAGAAGGAACAGUUCCUCGUCAUCCAGUCGAUCAAGGUCUCGUUCCCGCUCCAGAUCCCKCUCAAGCUCACGAUCUAGAUCAAGGUCUUCUUCAAGUUCUUCCUCUCGAUCCCAUGGAAGCCGCAGAAAAAAUCAAUCUAGAUCAAGUUCUAGAUCUCGUUCCAGGUCACCGAGGGACAGGAGAAGACGAUCCCGGUCAAGAGAAAGAAAAUAGCAUACCUGGUGGAAGGUCAAGUAAGUUGGGGAGUGAAAUGGCGCUGCCAAACACAAGUUUAUGACAAGGAUCUAUAUAGUGCACAUUAAAACAUUACCAUCAAUGAUUUAACUUGCAAAGAAAGUACUUAGUGAAUCAACUUUUACAAUGAUGACAAUGAUGAAUGUUUAAAACAAGUGUGAAGAAUUAUUCAUCUCUUAUUUCUUUGUUAACCUGACAAACUAUUUUGUGAAAUGUGUUUGGCAUACACCCAUGAGUGUAGGGUUUAUUUAGAUGGUACUGUUUUAAUGAGCUGCCUUCAGAUUAAUUACUGACAAUCACUACUUCACAAGUUCCUUUUCAGGUUAAAGAUUGAAUCCUCAACAUCCCACAAGUCUCAACAUUCAUCAUAGGUUUUCACAUUUUCAAAACUGAAGAUAACUUAACAUUCUUAAACAUUUUGUCACUAACUGGUGUAAGUAUUUGGUAUAUCUCGAAAAGAAAAAAAUGGAGACUCGUAUUGGGAAAAGCAUGCCUAGCCUAGCUUUAACUUUGUAAGCUUAUUGUAAGGUAUCUUUACUAAUAACGUGACAACUGAAUAAAAUGUUUUAUUAACACAGCAAA
This is a messenger RNA of Exaiptasia diaphana, 1523 nucleotides long. RefSeq names its product zinc finger Ran-binding domain-containing protein 2. The transcript has 10 exons. Gene Ontology annotation, biological process: RNA processing. Lineage: Eukaryota; Metazoa; Cnidaria; Anthozoa; Actiniaria; Aiptasiidae. The coding region runs from base 30 to 920 and encodes 296 amino acids. The record is from RefSeq and is a predicted model, not a curated record. Gene Ontology annotation, molecular function: RNA binding; lipopolysaccharide binding.